Arachis stenosperma is the source of this 1618-nucleotide messenger RNA. RefSeq names its product metal tolerance protein C4. The record is from RefSeq and is a predicted model, not a curated record. Gene Ontology annotation, biological process: zinc ion transport; transmembrane transport. Gene Ontology annotation, molecular function: monoatomic cation transmembrane transporter activity. Bases 183 to 1511 code for a protein of 442 amino acids. Gene Ontology annotation, cellular component: membrane. The transcript is spliced from 13 exons. Lineage: Eukaryota; Viridiplantae; Streptophyta; Magnoliopsida; Fabales; Fabaceae.
UGAGAAAACUGAAAAGUGGGAUUGGUGCAAGUUGCAACAGUAACAUUUUUCUCCGAAUAAUGGAGGAAUAUUCAUUCAUUUCGCACCAUUCUUCGUAAUCUUCUUCUUCACUCUUCACUUUCAGUCUUCAAACUUGUUCACCAGAAAUCAAAUCCCUAAUAUUCAUCAAUUGUAUUGUAUUAAUGCGAAUAUCAUAUUACUACCUUGCUCGCUCUCGUCUUCUUCUUCGCCACUCUUCCAUUCUCAACCAACAACCUCCUUCACUUCCUUCUUCGCACCCUCCAAACACCAAAUCCUAUUCUUCUAAGAACCUUCUAGAAGGCUUCUCUCCCGCACCACCUCUCACCUCCCGCCGCUUCUUCUUGCUCCUCUUCGAUCCUCAACGCCACAACCGCCACUCCAAUUAUAACUAUACCUCACACUGCAGUGUCUUCACAAGGGCAAAGCAAGCUAAGAAUAUUGAAAUCAACGAUCGACACAGUGUACGAGCUGUGACAACUGCACUGUGGUGUAACUUUCUUGUUUUCUCUCUCAAGUUUGGAGUGUAUUUUGCUACCUCUAGCCAUGUUAUGUUGGCUGAAGUUGUGCAUUCAGUCGCCGAUUUUGCAAACCAGGCGCUGCUUGCUUAUGGUCUAUCUAGCUCAAGGCGAGCGCCAGAUGCUAUCCAUCCUUAUGGCUAUUCCAAGGAAAGAUUUGUUUGGUCUUUGAUAUCUGCUGUUGGUAUCUUUUGUCUUGGUUCUGGUGCCACAGUUGUUCAUGGUGUUCAGAACUUGUGGACUUCACAGCCCCCUGAGAAUAUGCAAUAUGCAGUUUUGGUCAUAUGUGGUUCAUUUAUCAUUGAAGGUGCCUCACUUAUUGUUGCCAUACAAGCUGUAAAGAAAGGUGCAGCCGCCGAGGGAAUGAGACUAAGAGAUUAUGUGUGGCGUGGCCAUGAUCCUACAUCUGUUGCAGUAAUGACCGAGGAUGGUGCUGCUGUGACAGGCCUUCUUAUUGCUGGGGCAUCAUUGAUUGCAGUGAAUGUCACUGGAAAUGCUAUUUAUGAUCCCAUAGGCUCAAUCGUAGUUGGCAACUUACUUGGCAUGGUAGCCAUAUUUCUUAUCCAGAGAAAUCGACAUGCUUUAAUUGGCAGAGCUAUGGAUGACCAUGAUAUGGAGAAAGUGCUUCGAUUUUUGAAAAAUGAUCCGGUUGUAGAUGCUCUCUAUGAUUGCAAAAGCGAAGUUAUUGGGCCAGGAUUCUUCAGAUUUAAGGCAGAAAUAGAUUUUAAUGGAGUUAUGGUGGUGCAAAAUUAUCUGACAAGGACAGGACGUGAAGAGUGGGCUAAACAGUUUCGCGAAGCUGCAAAAAAGGCUGAUGAUGCCGCCCUAAUGAAGAUUAUGUCAAAUUAUGGUGAGGAAGUAGUUACAGCAUUAGGAAGUGAAGUGGAUAGGUUGGAGAAGGAGAUCCAAAAUCUUGUCCCCGGUAUUCGGCAUGUUGAUAUUGAGGCACACAAUCCAACAGAUGCGACCUUGUAGACUAAAUAUUCUCAGUAACACAUAAUUUUUUGUCACCAUCCACUUCACAUUCUUUUUAUGUAAUUGAAGCUUUUUUUAUGAAUGAUUAGAUUUGUCAUUUUUCAGUA